Molecule: messenger RNA, 1243 nt
Organism: Micromonas commoda
Lineage: Eukaryota; Viridiplantae; Chlorophyta; Mamiellophyceae; Mamiellales; Mamiellaceae
Exons: 2
Coding region: 20-1063 (347 amino acids)
Biological process (GO): protein dephosphorylation
Molecular function (GO): protein serine/threonine phosphatase activity; cation binding
Source: RefSeq, a predicted model, not a curated record
ACAUCACCCGUUCCGAACGAUGGCGUCCACCUUUGUCGGUGCCCCCACCGCUCUGCGUGCGCAGGUCGCGCCCCGCCGCGGCUCCCGCUCAACCCGCGCGCUCACCCGCGCCGAUGCCGCCGCGCAGGCCAGCCUCGCGGUGACCCCCGCCACGGUCGGCUCCCGCUCGGGUUCCGCGUCCGUCAAGGGCACCGUGCGCAAGCAGAACGAGGAUCGCUUCGCCUCCUACACCAACCCCAACGCGAAGGACGGCUCCCCUUACGCCAUUUACUCCGUGUUCGACGGCCACGGCGGCUUCGCCGUGUCCGAGUGGCUCAAGCAGAACCUCGCCGGCCUCAUCGUGGAGGAGUGGCCCAAGGCUGACUUCUGCCUCGAGGCGCUCUCGCAGGCGUGCCUCCGCGCCGACUACGAUCUCAUCCAGCCCCCGCCGGGCUUCUUCGGCGCGUUCGGCGAGCGCGGCGUCGGCGGCGCCAAGUGCGGCUCCACCGCGGUCAUCGCCACCCUCUUCGAGCAGGGCGGGAAGCCCACGCUCGCCACGGCCAACGUCGGCGACGCUCGCAUCCUCCUCGUCCGCGACGGCAAGGCUGUGCAGCUGUCCGUGGACCACGUCCCCGACGACGAGGCCGAGCGCAAGAGGAUCGACCGCGGUAACCCCAACCUGAGGAAGUCCCUGGUGACGUUCACGGAGGGGAGCUGGCGCGUGGGCGGCGUCCUCGCGCUCUCCCGCGCCUUUGGCGACGCGUUCCUCAAGGAGUCUGGACGCUUCGAGGGCCUCGGCGAGCGCAACGCGGACUACGGCUCCGGGUUUGGGCUCAACGCCGAGCCCGACUGCUACAUCGAGCAGCUCACCCCGACGGACAGCUGGGUCAUGCUCUCCUCCGACGGGCUCUUCGCCAACGACGAACGCGGCGGCGGCGGCGGCUUCGAGAACCAGGAGAUUGCCGACUUUCUCCUCGCCGCCCCGGCGGACGCGUCCCCGGAGAGCCUCGCGAAGGAGCUGUGCAGCAUGGCCGUGUCCAAGGGCAGCACCGACGACAUCACGGUGACCCUCAUGCGACUUUAAAAUGUGGGAGAAGAGGAGAGAAUCAAGGGAGAGGGUGGGGGGGAAAUUUCUGGUGCCGAGCGCCCGACGGUGUGUUUCGGGCGCGAGUCGCGCCGUCGUAUCACGCGAAGUUAGUCCAAAGGCACGCGCGCCGUGGGUACUUCGCGACAUUGUUUCAUAAUAUCAUCGCAGCCAAUCGAU